Molecule: messenger RNA, 1482 nt
Organism: Hirsutella rhossiliensis
Lineage: Eukaryota; Fungi; Ascomycota; Sordariomycetes; Hypocreales; Ophiocordycipitaceae
Product: kinase
Exons: 4
Coding region: 1-1482 (493 amino acids)
Biological process (GO): protein phosphorylation
Cellular component (GO): cytoplasm
Molecular function (GO): protein binding; protein serine/threonine kinase activity; ATP binding
Source: RefSeq, a predicted model, not a curated record
AUGGAACACACGGACAUCAUUGCUCGCGUGUACCCCGUCCUGGACAUGCGGGAUGCCGCCAAGAAUGCAAUCCAAGGGAGUAGACUCUAUGUCCCCGCGCUGCACCAGCCUCAGCAGCCAGCUCAACGUGGGCUUUUCGAACGUCGACCAAUGGAGCCGGCCAACGACACGGACUUCCCGGGUGACCAUGGCCUGCCAUUCAUCGAGCUUAGACUGAGUGACAUACCACGAACCCAUCACGGAAUUGUCUUCGGACGCGAUCCCCAGAGCGACGUUGUCCUGCCCGAGCAGUAUGGCGCCAGCUACCACCACUUUGCCCUCACUUUUGACGCCGCCAAGCGCCUUAUCGUCAUGGGUUUCGACACCCUCGUGGGAACCGAGGUCACUUACGACAAUGACGGAGGCGGGAAGCGACGCAACUUUCAGUGGAUUGUCAGUGGGGGCAGCAGAUUGUCUUCCGUCAAGGCUAUCAUCGUUACUGUCAACAAGGGCCUCAAGUUUCGGAUCGUUGCCGCCAAGCACAACACAAGCUCUCCGGAAUACAUCGAACAGGUAAACCGGUUCUGCCAGGGGACAGCGACGGCAGGAGAGCUUUUUGAGGGCCUCAACUUCCCCCGCCGCUCUGACACUGAGCUUCCUACAGGAGUCGAUACCCCUGGGCAGGGGCAGGAGCCAAUCUACCUGAGGAAGAAGAUUGGCCAAGGGGCCUUCGGUGUUGUCAUUCACUUUUGGAAUGUUAGUACUGGAGCCAUGUUCGUCACCAAACAGCCGUCCCAGUUGGCAGUCCAGGGGAACCGGGUUGACAGACAAGCUUGGCAAAAUGAGGCCAACAUCAUGGGCAGACUUGAUCAUCCCCAUAUUGUACGGUUUCUUGGGUCGGUUAUGCAACCGUGGCCCGUGUUGCGCCUGGAAUUCGUUCCCGGACUGUCUCUGGAACACCAUGGCAACAUAUCCGCGACCGAGAGCUUGUCAAUCCUCCGCCAGUGCCUAUCAGCCUUGAAAUACCUGCACGGAAUGACCACGCCGAUUAUACAUCGAGACAUCAAGCCAGCCAACAUACUCGUGCAUUCGCGGUCCUCGACCCAAAUCCUCGUCAAGUUUGGGGACUUUGGACUCUCAAAGGAAAGCUGUGACCCGUCAACCAUGUGCGGCACUCCAAAGUACAUCGCGCCCGAAAUGUACGAAAAUAUGCGACCGCGUGAACCUGGCCAUGGUCAGAGGCUAGGCUAUUCGCCGGCGGUGGACAUCUGGUCUCUUGGCGUGGUCAUCUAUGAACAGAUGGGAAAUGCAAUCGUCUCCGACUUUCGAGCAGAUUAUGAGGAACGUCCGAACAAGCUGAAACGGUUUCUGUUGAGGGCCAUGGUGGUGGUCGCGCCGAAUUCCCGUCUCUCGGCCAGGGACUGCUACGAACGAGUGUUGGAAUUGUCCAACACGAUCGAAGGCGGAGAGGCGCCGGACAAGUCUCUGCUGGCACUCGACUGA